AAGCCUUUCACUUUCUCGACCCGCGAAACUGCUGCGCUGUGAAAUCCCCCGCUGCGACUGACUCUCUAGCGUUUUUCCUGCGCCGUGCGCGAUCCUCGCCGCACACCAAGCAUCUCCGCCUGGCUCCCUCGCCGCCAAGCAACCAAGCACCAAGCACUCCAUCGCCAACCCCAAACCACCUCUCGCCAUGUCCGAGAACGUGCCCACCGCCCAAGGCCCGCAGUCGGCCACGACACCGCAGCAGCAGCCUCAAGUCCUGCCCCAGCCUCAGGGCCAGGCAUCGCCCGCCGUCGCCAGCGGUGCCGGCGACCAGCUCGUCUGCCAGUGGCAGAACUGCGGUGAGCGCUGUCCGUCCGCCGAGCAGCUCUAUGACCAUGUUUGCGAGCGACACGUUGGCCGCAAGAGCACCAACAACCUCAACUUGACCUGCCAGUGGGGCAAUUGCCGCACGACGACGGUGAAACGUGACCACAUCACUUCUCACAUCCGCGUGCACGUCCCGCUGAAGCCGCACAAAUGCGACUUCUGCGGCAAGGCCUUCAAGCGCCCCCAGGACUUGAAGAAGCAUGUCAAGACGCACGCCGACGACUCUGUGCUACUGCACUCGCCCGAACCAGGCCGUGCUGGCCACGGUGGCGGCAACUACCAGCAGAACAACGGAAAACUGGUCGCUGACUUGCAGGCUCUCGCUGCUACAGCGAGUGGUUACUACAACCCCGAGAAUCCUGGCUCCGGCAACUACGGCCAGCAACACCAGGGUGGCCAGCCCCCCCAGGGAUUCUACAGCGCCGCGCCACAGAGCACCGCAUAUGGCCCCGUCUACUAUGCUGUUAAUCAACCUCAGUCCAUGAACAACGACUCCUACGAGAUCCGGAAGCGCGCCGCCUACGACGCGCUCAACGAAUUCUUCGGUGACGCCAAACGGAGACUCAUUGACCCCACGACGUACUACGACGUCGGCCAGCGACUAAUGGGGCUUCAAGGUGUUCAACUUCCCGUUGUCGCGGGAGGCGGGGGAGGAGGGUACCAGGGCGGUAUGUCUGAUUACGGUCAAGGCGGCCCCAUGGUUGCACACGCACCAGCGCCACCUUCAGGACACCAAUACUCACUCCCACUACCGAACCUCCGGACCAAGAACGAUAUUCUCAACAUUGACCAGUUCCUCGAACAGCUACAAUCGACAGUCUACGAGAACUCCAACCACGCUGCUGCGGCCGGCGUCGUACAGCCAGGCGCCCAUUAUAUGCACCCAGGAAUCAACUACCGAUCCAGCAACUCUCCGCCAGGGAUGCCCGCUGGCUCGCACCCGCAAUCUUCGCACGCUACAGCGGUGGCACCGAUGUCGGCAGCUCCAGCCAGCGAAACUCCCGCUCUGACGCCUGCGUCAAGUGUCUUGUCGUACAACUCCGCACACUCGCCAGGUUCGGGACACUCUGGAAGUACUGUCUCACCAACUUCGCGGGCCGGAAUGAGCAGCAUGUACCCCACUCUGCCUUCAGUUAGCACGAUGUCGGAUGCCUCGAAUUACCCUGCGACCAGCGGUGCUCCCCCAUCUGCGCUCGGUGCGUCCUUCGACGCAGACGGCCGUCGACGCUACUCUGGCCAUCUGCUCCAGAAAGCCGCCCCUAGCCGUAGGUCUAGCGAUGACAUGGAUAUAUCCGAGGAAGGAUCACCAAAAGGCUCCCGAAGAGGCUCUGAACAAGAUAGCCUUCGCCACAAUGUCAACCAACUCGCGAUACAGUCUCCCAAGGUUGACCCGGCCCUCCGAUCCCCUAGCCAGGCUUCGUCUGGAGAACCUGUUGCUGAGUCGUGGGUGGAGAACAUCCGCACUAUUGAGAAACUCAGGAGUUGGCUCAAAGAACGGAUUGAACAACACGACUACGUUGAUGACGAAGACAGCACUCCCGAGGCGGACUCGAAGCCUUCGAUGAGCGAGGAUGCACACAAUCUAUAUCCUGUGCUGAGGGCUGUCCGAGAAGGAACCGAGUGAAGAAUAUUGGGUGGCUGGGUAAUCGGUGUUAACGGUGAUGUGUAUGAUGAGGUUUUUGAUACGAACGGUAUGCUUCCAUCAUGCAGCAUUUCUUUACGACAGACCGGGACACUCGCUUCUUCAAGCUGAGAUCGGACGCAAGCCGCUGUUGUGGCUUCAGGAUCCUGUCCCUUUUACACUAUCGGGGGCUGUCUCUUUUAAUUAGUGUUUUAGUGUGUUGUGUAACGAUGACAGUCGUUCUCAGGGCUAUCUGCCAAGUUACCAUGAACUCUUUUCAUUCUACGACAGCUGGGUAUCAAAACACAAUUUGUUUCAGUCACACUUUCAAUGUUGUGUCCGUGAUAUUCUCCAACGGUUGUCCACUUUGCUUUCGCCGAUCGUGACUAUACUUUCAGUAACGGUGUACCAUAGCAUAGCUUGAGUGUGUCUGAUUGUCUAAAGCUUUGAAAUGUCGAGGAG
Mytilinidion resinicola is the source of this 2449-nucleotide messenger RNA. RefSeq lists its product as uncharacterized. The record is from RefSeq and is a predicted model, not a curated record. Gene Ontology annotation, biological process: positive regulation of transcription by RNA polymerase II. Gene Ontology annotation, cellular component: nucleus. Lineage: Eukaryota; Fungi; Ascomycota; Dothideomycetes; Mytilinidiales; Mytilinidiaceae. The coding region runs from base 188 to 1990 and encodes 600 amino acids. The transcript has 3 exons.